Cylas formicarius (sweet potato weevil) is the source of this 2030-nucleotide messenger RNA. RefSeq names its product exoglucanase B-like. The transcript is spliced from 2 exons. Gene Ontology annotation, biological process: cellulose catabolic process. Gene Ontology annotation, molecular function: cellulase activity. Bases 144 to 1973 code for a protein of 609 amino acids. The record is from RefSeq and is a predicted model, not a curated record. Lineage: Eukaryota; Metazoa; Arthropoda; Insecta; Coleoptera; Brentidae.
CACAAACACUCGACCUAACAAAAACACAAACAAAACUUUUAACUUUUGAGUGUUGUAUUAAUUUAUUUGUUUAUAUAAAAUAGAUUUAGGUGGAGAUCAGUUAUAAGGUUGCUUCCCUGCUAGGUGAACACAAGAAGUUCGCCAUGAAGUUCCUGGCAAUAUUAAUUUUGUCGCUCUGCGUGGCCUGCAUAAAAUGCGGCGUCUACACCGACAGGUUCCUCGAGCAGUACGCCAAAAUCCACAACGCUUCCAAUAAAUAUUUCUCCAAAGAAGGAGUGCCGUACCACAAUCUGGAAACGCUGCAGGUCGAAUCCACAGACUAUGGCCACGAAACUGAUUCGGAAGCGUACAGUUACUAUAUCUGGCUGGAAGCGAUGUACGGAGCUAUCCAAGGUGACUUUAGUUCCUUUAAUAAAGCGUGGGAGACGAUGGAGACGUACCAAAUACCCACGUUGCAACCCAACGGAAACCUGUACAACCCUUCGAACCCCGGAGCCGGAUACGGAAUUGAUCCGGUAGGUGACGAAUUAAGAAAUACCUACGGCACUUCGGAUCUGUACCUCAUGCACUGGCUGUCUGACGUCGACAACGUCUACGGGUUCGGCAAUACCAACGGGCAAUGCGAGCUGGGACCGAGCGCCAACGCACCAUCGUUCGUAAACAACGGACCGGGUUCGGUAUUCCAGGGUAUCACUUACCCGACGUGCGAUAACUUCGUCUAUGGCGGCCAGUACGGUUUUCAAUGGUACGGCAGCACCGUACCGUCUUGGCAAUACAGCGUCGCCCCCGACGCGGAAGCUAGAGCUAUCCAGGCCGCGUAUUGGGCAUCCCAAUGGGCCGGCGCCAAGGGCCAAAUCUCGCAGAUCUCCAACACGCUAUCGAAAGCUUCAAAACUCGGGGACUUCUUGCGGUACGCGUUCUUCGACAAGCACUUCCUGAAAGUGGGCUAUUGCGAGAGCAACUGCCAGCCAGGGACCGGCAAAGAGAGCGCCCAUUACUUGCUCUCCUGGUACAUCGGGUUCGGCGGCGCUCUGUCCACCCAGGGAGGUUAUUCCUGGCGUAUGGGCUCGUCCGAGGCUCACUCGGGGUACCAAAACCCGAUGACCGCUUACGCAUUGCUCAACGAUCCCAAUCUCAAACCGAAAAGCGCAUCCGCCCAGCAGGACUGGCAGAAUUCCCUGCAACGUCAACUGGCUUUGUACCAGUUCGUCCAGUCGCCCAGCGGUGCUUUCGCCGGUGGUGUUACCAACAGCUGGAACGAUAAUUACGGUACUCCGCCUAGCGAAAUCUCGUCGAACUCGUUCAACGGAAUGUGGUACAAGGAACAACCUGGAUAUGAUACCGCCAGUAACUGGUACGGGAUGCAGUCGUGGUCCGCCGACCGUCUGGCCCAGUACUACUACCUUACCGGCGACGCGGCCGCUAAGUCGGUGAUAGACAAGUGGGUUUCGUGGAUAUUGGCGAACACGCGAUUCGAGAGCGACUCGUUUUACAUACCCCAAAGUCUUUCGUAUUCGGGCAGCCCGCCGAACGUCCAAGUCACGGUCUCGAACUACGGUAGAAGUAUAGGUCUGGCUUCGUCUACGGCUAGAACUUUGGCGUAUUACGCGGCCAAGUCGGGCAAUGCGCAGGCCAAAAGCGUCGCGAAACAAUUGCUGGACGGUAUUUACAACCUCUACAGGACCGAGAAGGGUGCCGCGAUCAGCGAGCAAAGGAGCGACUACAACCAAUUUAACACCAACGUGUACAUCCCGGUGGCCGGUUGGAGCGGCAGAUAUCCGAACGGAGAUUACAUUGACGCGUCGUCGACGUUCCAAAGUAUUCGGUCGUGGUACAAAAACGACCCGGACUAUUACAAGGUCCAACAGUACUUGAACGGAGGGGCUAUCCCUGCGUUUGACUACCAUAGGUUCUGGGAGCAGGCCGAUUUCGCGUUGGCCCAAGGAGCCUACGGAUUGCUUUUUAACGAAUAAAAAUCUAUGCUUUCUUUGUUUUUUCGAUGUAAAAAUAAAUAAAUAUUUACUUUGUAC